CGUUAGAUUCGAAAUAUUUAACCGUGCGCGCACUCGUAUUCUUUGUGUGGCAGGGUAGAGAAGCGCCAAAAGAGUGACCAUGGCUGAUGAAAAACCAAAGGAAGCAGUCAAGACAGAAAACAACGAACACAUAAACCUGAAGGUAGCGGGUCAGGAUGGAUCGGUAGUGCAGUUCAAGAUCAAAAGACACACGCCGCUCAUCAAGCUCAUGAAAGCCUACUGCGAGAGACAGGGACUUGCAAUGAGGCAAAUCAGGUUCAGAUUUGAUGGACAGCCAAUAAAUGAGACAGACACACCAGCACAGUUGGAAAUGGAAGAUGAAGAUACAAUUGAUGUGUUUCAACAACAGACGGGAGGCCUGAUUUAAUCAGCCACACGCAUCACUAUUUUCCUUCUUAACACAGCCAACCUUCCCAGCCUGCGAUACACAGCAGCUGCUUCAUUGCAACUUGUCCUAUUGUCGCAACAGAAUUCCAUGCAGAAGAAGUCGUCUUUUCUCUGCUACACACAACUGCUGUAUAGUAAUGUCAUUCUUUCCCUUGUUACUUUUCUGUUUUUGUACAUAAACCACAUCCAGAUCACCCUGAAUUUUGUUUAUUCAUGCUGUAUUGUGAUAAAUGUUGAGGACUUCCCUUCGCAGUUUGAAGGGCUUCUUCUAAGGUUGCAGACUGAUAGGACGGGUGAUAGAGUGAGAAUUAAUAAAACUGACUGAACUGAUCAAAGGUUGUUGCGCCAGGCUUGGUCAGUGUCCAGCAAAUCUGUUCGUGUUAGUGAACUGUAUACCCAACUUGGGAAUGGGGCUGGAAUGUCACUUGUUUUCUGUUAUCAUCAGAAAUAAAUAUUUGAUUUUCUACAUUUUUAUAUAGUGGACGUGUAGAGAAAUGUUUGGAUUCAUUGUUUAACUAGGCCAAGUUUUGAAUUUUGGGAAGCCUGAAAAGUUGUUUCAGUUAAAUAAACGACUGUAUUGUCUUUUAAGAUGCCUGUUAAAAUAAAGCUAUUGUCUUUUUCCAAAUUUC
Molecule: messenger RNA, 1016 nt
Organism: Chelmon rostratus (copperband butterflyfish)
Lineage: Eukaryota; Metazoa; Chordata; Actinopteri; Chaetodontiformes; Chaetodontidae
Product: small ubiquitin-related modifier 2-like
Exons: 4
Coding region: 80-367 (95 amino acids)
Biological process (GO): protein sumoylation
Cellular component (GO): nucleus
Molecular function (GO): ubiquitin-like protein ligase binding; protein tag activity
Source: RefSeq, a predicted model, not a curated record